AACCAGGAACUCGUGCUCAGUCUCCACCCCAAGACGGGGCGGGUCCUGUCGGCCGGGACGAGGGUGUGGCAGCCGCAGUAGACUCACAGCCGGUCUCCGUACGGGAGGAGCUUCUGCCAGGGUGACUGAACUCUUAGCGUGACCUACAGCCAUGGCAACCAAAGGAGGAACCGUGAAAGCUGCCUCGGGAUUCAAUGCAGUUGAAGAUGCCCAGGUCCUGAGGAAGGCCAUGAAAGGACUUGGUACGGAUGAAGACGCCAUCAUCGGAGUCCUGGCCUACCGCAACACUGCCCAGCGUCAGGAAAUCAGGACUGCCUACAAGAGCAGCAUCGGCAGGGACCUGAUUGAGGACUUGAAGUCGGAGCUGAGCAGCAACUUCGAGCAGGUGAUUGUGGGGAUGAUGACGCCCACCGUGCUGUACGACGUGCAGGAGCUGCGGAGGGCUAUGAAGGGAGCUGGCACAGAUGAGGGCUGUCUGAUUGAGAUCCUGGCUUCUCGUACCCCCGAGGAGAUCCGUCGCAUCAACCAGACGUACCAGCAGCACUAUGGAAGGAGCCUUGAAGAGGACAUCUGCUCGGAUACCUCCUUCAUGUUCCAGCGAGUACUGGUGUCCCUGACGGCGGGAGGCAGGGAUGAAGGGAAUUACCUGGAUGAUGCGCUUAUGAAGCAGGACGCCCAGGACCUGUAUGAGGCUGGAGAGAAGAGAUGGGGAACAGAUGAGGUGAAAUUCCUGAGCAUCCUCUGCUCCCGGAAUCGGAACCAUCUGUUGCAUGUGUUUGAUGAGUACAAAAGGAUCUCACAGAAGGACAUUGAACAGAGCAUAAAAUCGGAAACAUCUGGUAGCUUUGAAGACGCCCUGUUGGCUAUAGUGAAGUGUAUGAGGAACAAACCCGCGUAUUUUGCUGAACGGCUUUAUAAAUCCAUGAAGGGCUUAGGCACUGACGACAGCACCCUCAUCAGAGUGAUGAUUUCUCGAGCAGAGAUUGACAUGCUGGACAUCCGGGCAAACUUCAAGAGGCUCUACGGAAAGUCUCUGUACUCUUUCAUCAAGGGCGACACUUCCGGAGACUACAGGAAGGUUCUCCUCAUUCUCUGUGGAGGAGACGAUUAAAACAAGACCCAGGACAGAAGGAUUCUUAACACUGAUUUUUUUUUUUAACUUCAUUUUUCUGCACUGCUAUUAACAUUAUCUCAAAUGCUUAUUUCCAAUUAAAACGCCUCCAGUUGCCUCCUAUGAUCCAGACUGUGUUAUUAUCAUCUAUAAUUAGUCGUUUUGAUGCCUUAAACCUGUACUUUCAAAGUUUUUAAGACCUAAAUGGAGAUUUAGAAUUAGAAAUUAGAAUGUGCUCCACGUCUUUAGCUGAUUAUUUCCCCAUUUGUGUUUUUGCAGAGAUUGAAUGCACUAAAUCCUUUUGGAUUUUUUUUUUUUCAGUAAGAAUUUUACAGGACAGAAGCAUUUCUCUUCCCUGAGCAGCCAGUCAUUUCUUCAUGUGGGACCCAGGGCAUCUGUUACUGAGAAUUUCCAUCCGGUUUCCUAUUUUACACAGUUGUGGACUGAAGUUCUCAUGGGCCUCCUUUCUUUGGCUUUGUCUAUCAUGUUAGCUGAGAGUGUGUUUGGUGUGGCAGGAUUCAUCUCCUCCAGCACUGAGACCACUUUCUCCCCAAGAAGUGCAGCAAAGUUACCAACUCAUUAAACAAGUUCAAUUUCAAGUGUGGUUAAACAGAGCCCAUGUGUCUGGUUAUCACUCACACUGAGCAUUCCGAAGUCAGAAUGCUAAGACUAUCCUAAUCUUGCCUGAAAGUGAUGAGAAAGAGCAAGGUUUGUCUGAGGUUCUUCUGGUAUGUGAUGCUCUGGGUUGUGGUCAACCUAAGGGAAAUUUUUUUUUCUGCUAAAAAUAGUCCCUUUAGAUUAUUGAUUUGAUUCCCACUGUGCCUUUUUGAUUUUAUAGUCAUUCAGAAAUGGUGCUUUGCAUGUAAUCAUGGAGUUUGGUUUGUAUACAAUUCGAGAAAUUUUUAAUUAAAAAUGGUGACUUUAAAGGGA
Messenger RNA from Peromyscus maniculatus bairdii (prairie deer mouse), 2041 nucleotides. It is a transcript of the gene Anxa4, whose product is annotated as annexin A4. NCBI's taxonomy places the organism in Eukaryota, Metazoa, Chordata, Mammalia, Rodentia, Cricetidae. The record is from RefSeq and is a predicted model, not a curated record. Gene Ontology annotation, cellular component: vesicle membrane; plasma membrane; cytoplasm. Gene Ontology annotation, molecular function: phosphatidylserine binding; calcium-dependent phospholipid binding; calcium ion binding.